Trachemys scripta elegans is the source of this 1870-nucleotide messenger RNA. RefSeq names its product transmembrane protein 178B-like. Gene Ontology annotation, cellular component: membrane. NCBI's taxonomy places the organism in Eukaryota, Metazoa, Chordata, Testudines, Emydidae. The record is from RefSeq and is a predicted model, not a curated record.
AGCCGCUCCCCGCCCCCGGCGCGGGUAAGAUGGCGGCCGCGGCUCAGGCGCUGAGCGGCUCGGGGCUGCUUCUGGCCGCCGCCGCCCUCGCCCUCCUGGCCGUGGCCAUCGGCACCGACUCCUGGUACCAGACGGACGCGCGGCGGCACCGCGAGCGCUGCCGGGGCUUCGGCCACAAGCGCAGCGACCCGCCCGGCUCCAUGUCGGCGCCCAGCCCGCACCUGCCGCUCCGCGCCCGUCCCCCGCGGGCCCUGCUGCCCGGACACCCCCCCGGCCUCGGCCCCGGCCCCGGCCGCCGCCCUGGACUCGCCUGCGGCCGCCGCUUCAACUCCACCGUCUCCGGGCUCUGGAGGCGCUGCCACCGCGCGGGCUACGAGCCAGACAGCGAGGAGCUCAUCCGGAAAGGAGUUAUUCAGCGCUGCACUGCUGUGAAGUACCAUUACACCUCAUCCUCUCUGCCACGCAACUUACCCAUCAAUAUUACCAACAUCAUCCGGCAGGACGAGUGGCAUGCUCUCCAUCUGCGGAGAAUGACAGCCGGCUUCAUUGGCAUGGCAGUCUCCAUCAUCCUGUUUGGCUGGAUCAUUGGUAUGCUGGGCUGUUGUAAACAGCACGAGCUCAUGCAAUAUGUGGCAGGGCUGCUCUUCCUCAUGGGAGGUACAUGCUGCAUCAUCUCACUCUGUACCUGUGUGGCUGGGAUUAAUUUUGAGUUGUCUCGCUAUCCUCGCUAUGUCUAUGGGCUGCCAGAGGAUAUCAGCCAUGGCUACGGCUGGUCCAUGUUCUGUGCCUGGGGAGGCCUGGGACUUACUCUUUUGGCUGGAUUCCUCUGCACACUGGCCCCCUCGCUCAAUGCCUCUCGUACUGCUGUACAGAAACCCAGACAGGAAAAUGGAGCUGUGUGACCUCAAAGGGUGCAGGAGAAGAGACUCCAGCAAGCACAGCCUAGGUAAAGCUGUGGGUUAACAGCACCAUGGAAAUGGCAUUUCAGCCCCAUUGCGGAGAGUGGUACACACCUGUGGAACAAACUAGGGAUGUUAAAGGUUUUUGGCCAAGUCCUGGGGCAAAUAUGACCCUGUGGUUCUCCUGCUACAGAAUUUCUGUCUUAGACAGACUCUACAACAAGCUGGGGUUAAUGUUCUACUGACUUGCUCAUUGAUUUAAGAGGGAGUUUUUCUUUUAUAAUUAACGGAUUAUCUCCUGUUUAUUUGAAACACUAACUGCAGCUCUUUUGUUCUAGUCCAGUUGUGGAGGAUUCUUGUCCAUUAUAAAUGUGUAGCUGCAGAGUUUGUGAAACACUGACAGGAGGCUGAACACCCUUCCAACGGGCUUGGCCUCUAGCAGUUUGGCUCAGACCUCCAUUGUCCAAAAGAGCGUGAAGAUCCAAAUAGUGGUUACGGCAACUCAUCCAUCCUCAGUAUUGAUAGAUCUGCUGCAAAAAGUGAGGCUCACUCCCCCAUUAUGUAAUGGGGGCUGCCAGUGGCCACUACUGAACUUGCUUGGAAAGACAGCAGGAGUUAAACAAACCAGCCUUCCCCUUCUGUGGGGAGGGGGGAGUUGGUCCUCUGCUCUCCAUGUCAGUCACUUCAUUGAGUAAGCAGCAGCAUCUGCCAGCUAAUGCACAUGACCCUAGUUAUGAGUGUGUGCAAAAGCUAGGAACAAUAAGCUACAAGCACCAUUCAUUCACUGUGGAAUUGUUCCAUAAGGAGAUAGAGUGGCAGUGGUUUCAGCUGCUGGGAUCAACCUCAAGGACCCAGCUACCUUCUAACUGAGGUACAUGACUCCUAACUGCAAGGAAACAGCGCUCUCUGAGAAGAGUUACAAGCUUUUACUGUUGAGCUUAGAGGAGGACACAUUGCCACCAAGAAGCUGG